AUGCCUGAUAUUUCAGAUCAGGUCCUGUCAGGUGUCGAUGCUUCAUUCUCAAUUAAUGAGAUUGAACUCAUUGAUACAUUCACACGAAGGUGUUCGCAUCUACGACCAUUACCGUCUCAUCAAUACCCGAAUGAAACCCUCAUCUACUAUGGGUACAUUGGGUGUGCCCCGAUGUAUCCUUCUGUUGCCAUCUCGCUUCGUACACUCGCUGCCUACCGUCAGUCGCACCGAACGUGUCCCCAGUUCAGUAUCAAAUCACAAUGCAAGACUUUAUGUUACCUUCACGAUAUUCCAUAUCGGCCAUACUUAAAAAUGCAAUUCUCGGCAGCCUAUGACAUUUUUCUAGAAAUCCUCCAUCGCAUCAACCAGCAUCUGCGUCAGGCGCUCAAACGGGAUACCGUCAACUGGCGUAUGUUAAACACAUGCCCUGCAUGCUUUUACAAGCUCGACGAUGAACCUGCCCUCGAUUUUGAAUGGCUGGUAUCAAUUGAUGGUAACAAUAGCCUGAAGCGAUGGGACUCGUCCAUCUAUGGUACCACCGCCCGAUCUGAUUCUCGCACAGCUCGUUCGGAUUAUUGGAUUCAUGCUGACGCUGUUGACAAGUUUGAGAAUGAAGUCAAAUCCCGACAAGUAAACUUGAGGAAUGAUGACGACUGGGAGGAUGAGCCUACAGACCCAGAUCAUCCGGGAGUAUUCACAUGCAUCAAUCAAUGGAGAAACACUGGCCCAGACUCACGUAAGAAGAUGUUUGCCGUAUUCCAAGAGUCAGGUAUUUUUAUCGCUUCAUGCCGCCAUCGCUUUGUGCUUCUCGUGUGUGAUAUGAUCCGAAGCGGAGAACUUGCGAAAUAUCCGAUAGCGAUCAUCGACAAACUCCUUACGGUAUAUGGAAAAAAUGGAGGUUGCGCGUACGAUAUCGGUUGCGCAUUCUCGAAGACGUUAGCUAAUACCAUCGAGGAACAUUUUGCUUUUUGGGAUGCUGAUAAGUAUGCUGCACUUAGUACAUAA
Molecule: messenger RNA, 1005 nt
Organism: Suillus fuscotomentosus
Lineage: Eukaryota; Fungi; Basidiomycota; Agaricomycetes; Boletales; Suillaceae
Exons: 6
Coding region: 1-1005 (334 amino acids)
Source: RefSeq, a predicted model, not a curated record